AUGCCUCCCUCAACCAACAAAGUAGCUCCCGAUGACAACGCUGCCUUGCCGCAAUCCCUGGAUGAAGCCAAGGCUCUCGUGGACGCACUGAUUAAGGUGGUGGCGUGCUACCGGCACCUGUCCUCGUGCGUGGGGGGCUGUACGGAUGGCACCAGCCUGCGCGAUGAGCUCCGGCGGACGCGGGAGCGGGCCCAGGAGCUCGCGGUGGCCAACCGGCAGUGCCUCACGGCCCGCCUGCGGGACAAGACCAUCGGUGAGGAAGAGAGGCGGGAGACCGAGCUGCUGUGGGUGGCCUUCUCCUCCAGCCUGGAGAUGCUCCACGCUGACAUGUGCAAGGUGUUCCACGUGGGCAAGAACUUCCCUUUGUCCAAGACUGCCUUGGUACAGACCGGCAUACAAGGAGAGACCACUGAGGUGGCCGCCCGCGCCCUUAGCCUGAAGGACCUGAACCACAACGACACACCGGCGAGCGUGGAGCGCCUGGAGCAGAGCGACCUGGAGGCGGAGACGGCCCACGUGGACCAGAUGAUCGAGGACAUGGAGCAGAAGGUCAACGUCCUCCGCUGGACAGUGGAGGCCCAGGGGCCGCUGGACGGCGACACGGUCAGCACCGACAGCGCCCCGCUGGCCCUGCUGUGCACCGAUGAGGAGGACCCGGGCCGGGUCUGCGACCGCAGCCAGAUGUUUAUGGCGUCGGUGCUGGGCGGUGUGUUCGCCGUGGCAGUGCUAAUCUCCGUCAGCGCGGUCUACAUGUUGUGA
Molecule: messenger RNA, 759 nt
Organism: Megalops cyprinoides (Indo-Pacific tarpon)
Lineage: Eukaryota; Metazoa; Chordata; Actinopteri; Elopiformes; Megalopidae
Product: regulator of G-protein signaling 9-binding protein B-like
Exons: 3
Coding region: 1-759 (252 amino acids)
Biological process (GO): G protein-coupled receptor signaling pathway
Cellular component (GO): neuron projection
Source: RefSeq, a predicted model, not a curated record